Messenger RNA from Ipomoea nil (Japanese morning glory), 1104 nucleotides. RefSeq names its product acetylajmalan esterase-like. The record is from RefSeq and is a predicted model, not a curated record. Gene Ontology annotation, molecular function: hydrolase activity, acting on ester bonds. The transcript has a single exon. Bases 1 to 1104 code for a protein of 367 amino acids. Lineage: Eukaryota; Viridiplantae; Streptophyta; Magnoliopsida; Solanales; Convolvulaceae.
AUGGCAAUGGAAAUGGCGUCUUCCGUCUUGCUAACCGCUUUCUUUCUCUUCCCUAUAGCCUUUGCUGCCAACUCCGGCACCCUUCCCGCCUUCAAAAGCAUCUAUCAAUUUGGAGAUUCCCUCUCCGAUACCGGAAACUUACUCCGUUGGGGCACUAUGUUUUACCCCGCCGACAAACUCCCAUAUGGCGAGACCUACUUCCAUAAAGCCACCGGUAGGUUCUCCAACGGCCGCCUCAUCGUCGACUACAUCGCCACCGCAGCUAAGCUCCCGUUCCUCGACGCGUACCUGGACAAAAAAGGUUCAUUUGAUCACGGCGUAAACUUCGCCGUCGCCGGAGCAACGGCGAACGAGAGAGAAUUUUUCGACAAGCAAAACAUUUCCUACGGCGAAUUCAAACCUGCGAUUCUCGAGCAACUGGAGUGGUUCGAAGAGUUCAUUAACUCAACCUGCCGCGCCAAAUGCGCUGAAAAGUUCGGAAAAUCUCUCUUCAUCUUCGGAGAAUACGGCGGGAACGACUACUUCCCCGCCUUCGAGCAAGGAAAGUCCAUUGCUGAGGUCAAGACUUACGUCCCUCACACCGUCGCCUCUAUUAUCCACGGAGUUAAACGGGUCAUCCAUCACGGAGCAAAGCGGGUUCUAGUUCCGGGUCCCUUUCCGUUCGGGUGCUUGCCGUCGCUACUUACCUCCGCCGCCACCGACGACGCCGCCGCUUACGACCAAUUCGGAUGCCUGAAACAGUACAACGCCUUCAUCGCCUACCACAACAGCUUCUUGAGCGACGCUGUGUCUAAGCUCAACCGACAAUACUCCGGCAAAGGCGUCGUGAUCGUCUACGGCGAUUUUUACGGCGGUUUCAUGAACAUUUUGCACAACGCAAGAAAGCUUGGAUUCAAGUCGUUGGUGAAAGCUUGCUGCGGAGGGGGUGGGACUUACAAUUUCAAUAAGAACAAAUCUUGUGGAAGGGAGGGGGCUACGGUGUGCACCAACCCGAAGGCCGCCGUGCACUGGGACGGCGUUCAUCUCACCGACGCGGCUCACCACUAUAUUUCGCAGUUCGUCAUUGAUCAAGUGUCUAGCAAGCUCGCCCUAGCUUCAAUUUAG